AUGAGUGAUCAACAGCAGCAACAACAUCAACAACAACAAUCACAUCAAGAAGAUGUAAAUCAAGAUAUUGUAAACAUAAAUAAUAAAAGAAUGUUAUCAAGCGAAAAUGAAAAUGAAAUUAAAAAUGAAAAUGAUUCAAAAAAUAUAGAUAACAAUACAAAUGUUUUAACUACUACAACAACAACAACAACAACAACAACUACUUCUACAAAUAGUAAUAAUAACGAUAAUAAUAAUAAUAAUAAUAGCGAUAAUAAUAAAAAUAAUAAAAAUAGUAAUAAUAGUUAUGAUCGUAAAGGAGAUAGAAAGAAAAAAUUGAAAUUGGAUAACAGAAGAAAAAAUAAUAAAUCGAAAAAAGAUGCGAAAAAUAAGAUUCGUGAGGAGGAAGGAAAUAUCACAAAGGAACUGCUGGCAGAGACUACUUAUGUCGUUGAGGAUGGUCUGAGAAAAGUACAACCCUAUUACUUUACUUUCAAGGUUUGGGCAAAGGAACGUUGGUAUGGUCGUGAACUGCUAGAGAUGUUCACCAAUGAGUUCUCGCAACUACCAGAGUCGAUCUACCGGCUGAAGAUCAAAUUGGGUUGGAUCAAGGUGAAUGGCAAGAUCGUCUCACCCAACUACAAACUUACCAAUAAAGACGAGAUAGAACAUCGAGUGCAUCGCCACGAACCACCGGUUUCUGGCGCACCAAUCCACGUGGUAGCCGUUGAUGACGACGUCGUCGUAGUCGACAAACCAUCGUCGAUUCCCAUACAUCCUUGUGGCCGAUUCCGUCACAACACUUUGAUUUACAUAUUGGCGGCGGAACUGGGAUACAACAGGUUGUAUGGAGUGCACAGAUUGGACAGAUUGACUUCGGGUCUGCUGAUAUUGGCGCGUUCGCCUGCCGCCGCCACAAAGAAGAGCGAAGCGAUUAUGAGCGGAAAUGUGACAAAGCGAUAUGUUGCGCAGGUUAGAGGACGUUUUCCAGAUGGCGACAUCACGGUUGACCAGCCGCUAAAAGUGCAGAAUCAUCGUCUGGGCUUGAACCAAGUGUCGCCCGACGGCAAGCCUGCACUCACUGUGAUCACGCGACUCUCCUACGACGCAGAGACUGACACCAGCGUAGUCAGCUGCCUACCGAAAACCGGAAGAACUCACCAGAUUCGUUUGCAUCUUCAGUGGAUCGGACAUCCAAUUACAAACGAUCCGCUCUAUAAUGAACAUUUCAAAUUGAAUGCAGGCAAGAUUAUGACAUCCGAUGGAUUCGAAGGUUUGGGUGGUGGUGAGUUUGACGAAGAUGGUGAGCCACCAACAGAAGGAAAGCAAAAUAAAUUUGAAGCGAUCAUCAACGAGGCGGAUUUCGACGAAAACUCACCAAUGCCUUGUUUGGACUGUAAAAUAGAUUGGGGUGAUCCAAAUAGCUAUGCAUUUGGAAUAUACUUACAUGCUUAUCAGUAUUCAGGCGAAGGUUGGUCUUACCAAACUGAAUUGCCAGCUUGGGCAAAACAAACACCAAACGAACAAACAAGUAUCACAACGACGACAACAACAAAAAAAUCAGCAGAGUUGUCAACAAACCCAACUACCACCACGGAGCAAAGUGAGGUUUAA
Messenger RNA from Heterostelium album PN500, 1593 nucleotides. RefSeq names its product pseudouridine synthase family protein. The record is from RefSeq and is a predicted model, not a curated record. Gene Ontology annotation, biological process: pseudouridine synthesis. Gene Ontology annotation, molecular function: RNA binding; pseudouridine synthase activity. NCBI's taxonomy places the organism in Eukaryota, Evosea, Eumycetozoa, Acytosteliales, Acytosteliaceae. Bases 1 to 1593 code for a protein of 530 amino acids. The transcript has a single exon.